This is a messenger RNA of Cynara cardunculus var. scolymus (artichoke), 3229 nucleotides long. RefSeq names its product probable leucine-rich repeat receptor-like protein kinase At5g49770. Bases 178 to 3018 code for a protein of 946 amino acids. The record is from RefSeq and is a predicted model, not a curated record. Gene Ontology annotation, biological process: protein phosphorylation. Gene Ontology annotation, molecular function: ATP binding; protein kinase activity; protein binding. NCBI's taxonomy places the organism in Eukaryota, Viridiplantae, Streptophyta, Magnoliopsida, Asterales, Asteraceae. The transcript has 19 exons.
GGAAUUAGUCAACUAGGAGCUAUGGCUAUUAAAGAAACUUGUGGUUUCGUCCUCACCUUAGGGAGAACCCUAUCUUCUCUUUAAGCUUUGAUUGGGACCUAUCAAUGCCAACUGUGGCUAUUUGCUGCCCAGGGUUCUUCGUGUAGUCCAGAAGAAGAUAUUUCUGAUUUUGGAGAAAUGGGUUCAAGAAUUCGGUUAUGGAUGCUGAUUGUUUGCAGUCAAGUUAUGGUAAUCGCAGGGUUGACGAACCCAAACGAUGUUGCUGUCCUAAAUGCCAUCAAGUCUAGUUGGCAGAAUAUACCACCUAAUUGGAGUGGUCCAGAUCCCUGUGGAAGUAAUUGGGAAGGAAUUAACUGUACAGACUCACAUGUAACCUCCUUAAAUUUGGCGGGCAUUGGGGUGAGCACAAAUAACAUUGGAGACAUUCCAUCGCUUUCCAAGUUGCAAUAUUUAGAUCUUUCCAACAACAAAGGGAUUACAGCCGUUCUUCCAGAAUCCAUUCAGGAUUUGAAGAACCUGACGACAUUAAUCCUGGUUGGUUGUAAUUUUUUUGGUCUGCUUCCUGAUUCAAUCGGCUCCCUGAAGCAACUAGUCUUUUUAGCUCUCAAUAAUAACAGCUUCAUUGGAUUUAUCCCACCAUCCAUUGGUAAUUUAACUAAUCUAUCAUGGUUGGAUCUAAGUGAUAACCAGCUUCAUGGAUCCAUUCCCGUCUCUAAUAGAACAGCACCCCUUGGUCUUGACAAGCUAGUGAAAGCAAGACACUUUCAUUUUGCAAAUAAUAAUUUGUCUGGUCCCAUUCCACCUGAACUUUUCAGCUCAAACAUGAAGCUAAUACAUGUUAUAAUGAACAACAACGAAUUAUCUGGAACAAUCCCUUCCUCGAUAGGACUUGUGGUGACUCUUGAGGCUGUACGCUUAGACUCAAAUUCCUUGAGCGGGAUAGUGCCUCGGAAUCUAACGAACCUCAGAAGUGUCGGUGAGCUGUACUUGUCAAACAAUAAACUGAAUGGAUCUGUUCCAAACCUGACAGGAAUGAAUUCUCUCUUUUAUGUGGACAUGAGCAAUAAUAGGUUCGAUUUGUCUGAUAUCCCUACAUGGUUCACACUUCCAUCAUUGACGACACUAUUGAUGGACAAGACGCAACUCCAAGGAGAAAUCCCAUCAAAUGUCUUCCAACGUCAGUUGGAGAGAUUGGUGCUAAGCAACAAUGCACUUAAUGGAACCCUGGAUGUUGGCAACAGCUAUAGCAGCGACUUAAUUGUUGAUUUGACGAACAAUUCCAUUGCUAACUUCACGCAAAAUUCUGUAUAUAAUAUGAGCUUAAAUCUUGUAAAUAAUCCAGUUUGUGAGGAAGGAAGGCCAAAGGGAAGAUAUUGUGGGGCUGGAAAACCCAAUAUACCAAAUGGCUAUCCAUCAAAUAGCUGUACUCCUGUGCGCUGCAGUUCAAAUAAAUUGCUUAGUCCAAAUUGUAAUUGCUCACAUCCAUAUACCGGAACCAUACAUUUUUUCUCUCAUUCCUUCUCAGACUUGGAUAACACCACCUACUAUACAAUUCUCCAUGAUGUUUUGAUAUCUGCCUUUCGGUCCAAUCAACUUCCUGUGGACUCGAUUUCUAUCUCCAAUGCAAUUGUCGAUGAAUUUUCAUACCUUCAAUAUAGAUUGAACAUCUUUCCCUCUGAUCAAGAUUACUUUACUCGUUCAGAAGUCUCUUCAAUUGGGACUGUGCUCAACCGCCAAACUUUUAUUCUCCCACUUUUUGGACCCUUAUUCUUUCUUGAUGAAAACUAUUGUUGCUUUCCAGAAAAGAAGUCAUCAAAUACUGGCAUCAUCAUUGGAGCAACAGUUGGUGGUUUUCUUCUCCUAUUGCUUUUAGUCAUGGCUGUAAUUUAUGCUAUUUAUCAGAAACGACUAGCAACAAGAGCGAAACAGAACAGUCCUUUUGCAUCUUGGGGGUUGGAUAAUGGAAGUGAUGUUGGUGGUGUUCCUCAACUGAAAGGAGCAAGAUGGUGUUCGUUUGAAGAACUCAAAAAAAGCACCGACAAUUUUUCCGAAGGAAACAUAAUUGGAUCUGGGGGCUAUGGGAAGGUGUAUAAAGGGACUCUUAACACUGGCCAUGUAGUCGCGAUCAAAAGAGCUCAACAGGGGUCAUUGCAGGGUGCUCACGAAUUUAAAACUGAAAUUGAGCUUCUUUCACGGAUCCAUCAUAAGAACGUGGUAGCCCUUGUGGGUUUCUGUUACGACCAAGGUGAACAAAUGCUGGUCUAUGAGUACAUUUCAAAUGGUACUCUAAAGGAUAAUCUUUCAGGGAAGUCAAGAAUCAGGUUGAAUUGGAUGAAGAGGCUUAGGCUAGCUCUUGAUUCUGCCAAAGGUCUAACAUACUUGCAUGAGCUUGCCAACCCUCCCAUCAUACACAGGGACAUCAAAUCAACUAACAUUCUGCUGGAUGAUCAUUUGAAUGCCAAGGUUGCUGAUUUUGGAUUGUCCAAACUGUUGGGAGAUGAAUCAAAGGGUUAUGUCUCUACGCAAGUGAAGGGCACAUUGGGUUACAUGGAUCCUGAAUACUACAUGACCCAACAAUUGACAGAAAAGAGUGAUGUAUAUAGUUUCGGAGUUGUAUUGUUGGAGGUAUUAACUGCAAGAUCACCAAUACAAAAAGGUAAAUAUAUCGUGAGAGAGGUUAAAGAGGCGAUCAACAGAUCAGGAGAUCCAAGUGGACUUUCCGAGAUUCUCGAUCCAUCUCUUGGAUCAUCCCAAACACUUGGAGGUUUGACCAAGUUUGUGAAUCUUGCAAUGAGUUGUGUGCAAGAUGCAGGAGUUGACAGGCCCAAAAUGGGAGAAGUGGUGAGAGAGAUCGAAAGCAUUAUAGAUUUGGCUGCUUUGAGCCUUGAUCCUGACUCAUCAUCUACUUUCUCAACUCAAAAUACAGGAAAUGUUGUGGACCUUUAUCAUCCUUAUGGUGAUUCCAUCUCUGAUGAAAGCAGUUUAUAUGUACCAUUUGAAACGGAUUUGCGCAGGUAAUGCUACUUUCUAAAGGAUCGAUGCUCCCUAGUUGACUCAUUCUGGGAGUAGUCGACCGCUGAUAUGUAUAUCACAAAUGGCUGGAACCAAGAUUGUUAAAAUGAAAAUUUAGAAAGAUGCAAGUUAUAUGAACUUUAUGGUAUGUUGUUUAUUAUAAUAUUUGUACUACAAGCUAUUACUUUAUAUAACCUCCUUUUAUAUUGAGCUAGCC